This is a messenger RNA of Erigeron canadensis, 3585 nucleotides long. RefSeq lists its product as uncharacterized. Gene Ontology annotation, biological process: regulation of exocytosis. The transcript is spliced from 24 exons. The record is from RefSeq and is a predicted model, not a curated record. Bases 198 to 3320 code for a protein of 1040 amino acids. NCBI's taxonomy places the organism in Eukaryota, Viridiplantae, Streptophyta, Magnoliopsida, Asterales, Asteraceae. Gene Ontology annotation, molecular function: syntaxin binding; GTPase activator activity; myosin II binding. Gene Ontology annotation, cellular component: plasma membrane; cytoplasm.
GAUGCUAAAAGCGUAAAAACAACCGUUCUGUCACUACUACUACUACUUGUUCUUCUUUACAGCGGUUUUCACUAAGCACACACACAGUUGGCCGGAAAUCGGCAUUUAUCUCCGGCGGCAGAUCGAUCAGAUCAUCGUUGUUUUUCUAAGUGUAUUAUAAAUUUGAUAAAUAUAAUAAAUUAAUAAUAAUAAUAAUAAUGUUUGUUAAAAAGCUAGUGGAAAAGGCUUCCUUGAAGAAGCCUGGAGGGAAUCCAGAUUGUUUGAAGUCUGACGAAUUAAACCCACGCCCUAUUUUCCAUCACGGAGUUCCAUCAGGAUGUAACUUGUUGGCUCAUGACCCCAUUCAGAAGAUUCUCGCUAUAUCAAGCAUAGAUGGGCGGAUUAAGUUAUUUGGACAAGAUAACACUCAGGCUGUACUGGAAUCUCCCGAGGCAAUACCAAGCAAAUUUCUGCAGUUCAUUCAUAACGAACAGUUUCUUAUAAACAUAAAUGAGAAGAAUCAUAUUGAGGUUUGGGAUAUAGAGAUGAAGUCGUUAGCUCAUGUACAUAUAUUUAAGGAAGAAAUUACAUCUUUUACGAUCCUUCAACGUACCUUUUACAUGUAUGUUGGAGACUCAUUUGGUAAUGUUUCGGUUCUGAAAUUUGACAAAGAAACAUGUAGUAUAGUACAAAUGAAAUACCGAAUUCCGUUUUCUGCAUCUCAUGGUAAUGCAACAGAGGAAAUCAGCGAUGCUGCUGUUAUGUAUAUACUGCCUCAACCAGAAGCUACAAGUAAAAGGAUUCUUAUAAUUUAUAAAAACGGAUUCAUUGCAUUAUGGUCAAUUCAAGAUAGCAAAACCAUCUUUACUACCGGAGGAACUCUAAUUCACUCGCUUAAUCAUGAUACAAAAAAAGUGUCUGCUGCAUGCUGGGCUUGUCCCCUAGGAAGUAAAGUAGUUAUUGGGUACAGCAAUGGAGAACUUCUAGGAUGGAGUGUCCCUCACUCUAUAGAAUCAAAAACUGAAUCUGCAACUGAUAAUGGGUUAGGCGGUAUACAAAGUGGUCCUCUAUUUAAAUUAAAUCUUGGGUAUAAGCUGGACAAAGUUCCCAUAGCCCGAUUGAGAUGGGCUUAUGCUGAUGGGAAGGCAAGUCGACUCUAUGUUCUUGGUGCUUCUGAUUUCUCAUCUCCAAACUUGUUGCAGGUUAUUAUUAUCAAUGAACAGAUCGAAUCUCGCACUACUAAACUGGGAAUUCCUUCACCUGAGCCGUGCAUUGACAUGGAAAUUGUUUCAUCAAACAUUGAACACGGCAAACAUAAAGAGGACUGCUUUCUUGUGGUUGGCAAGUCUGGCCAUGUUUAUAUAUAUGAUGAUUUCUUGAUUGAAAAAUAUUUAGUUCAGUCCCAAUCCAGGUCUCCACCAUCACUUCCAAAAGAGGUAAAAGUGAGACUACCGUUUGUUGACCCAUGCAUCACUGUAGCAAAGUUUAUCACUGAUAAUCCAUGCAUGUUAUCUUCUGCUGAUGAGGAGUACAGAUUGAUGUCAAAAAAGAUACCUUCACUGUUUUCGUUAGAGGCUAAGCAAAAAGAUGGAUCUUCAACAACCGGUUUUAGCAGUUUCUCAAAUUUUAAAAACAUUUAUAUAACAGGACACAGCAAUGGAGCUAUCAACUUUUGGGAUGCAUCAUCUCCACUUUUGAUUCCAAUCGUAUCAAUUAAUCAACAGAGUGAGGAUGAUCAGUCUUUAAGUGGGAUACCCUUGACUGCGUUGUGCUAUGAUAUGGAAUCACGUCUCCUCUUAUCUGGAGAUCAAAGUGGAACAGUUAGAAUUAUCAAGUUUAAGCCUGAACCAUAUGCCACAGACGGCGGCUUUUUGUCCUUACAAGGAAGUUCAAAGAAAGGAAGCAAUAUCAUUCAAAAUGUUAAACUUGUGAAGGUUAAUGGAGCAGUGCUUUCAGUAGUUGCAAGCCAUGACUCUAAACAUAUUGCUGUUGGGUCAGAUAAAGGAUAUGUUUCAGUAAUUUAUACCGGGGGACCAACCGUGUUGUACGAGAAACAUAUAGCAAGUGAAUUGUCUACAGCUAUCAUCUCUCUGCAGUUUGGAAUGUGCAGCUUGCAUGGGUUUGAGAAGAGUGUCUUAGUGGUGGCAACAAAGGAUUCAUCAGCUUGGGCACUUGAAAGUGAAACCGGGAAUAUUCUCAAUACUGCAGCAGUCCAUCCAAAAAAACCUUCUAAAGCUUUACUCAUCCACAUGUUGGAUGACCAAAGGGUAUCUGGCAGAGGAUCUAUUGGAUCCAGGAGUGGCAAUUCCUUUGAUGAUGGCAUUGUUAAGGAUCUAUUGCUGCUAUGUUCUGAGAAAGCUGCUUACAUAUAUUCACUUCCCCAUGUGGUUCAGGGUGUGAAGAAGGUUUGCUACAAAAAGAAGUUCAAUUCAUCACUUUGUUGCUGGGCUUCAACAUGUUGUGCAGAUACUGGCCUUAUACUUGUCUUUACUAAUGGGAAGAUUGAAAUUAGAUCCCUUCCAGAAUUAUCUCUUUUGAAGGCAACAUCAAUAAGAGGCCUUGCACUUUCGAUAUCAACACCAAAUUCCUUACCUGAUAGCUCAGUUUGUGCUUCACAAAAUGGUGAUAUCAUCGUGGUAAAUGGUGAUCAAGAAGUAUUUAUUGUUUCUGUUUUACUCCAAAGGGAAAUCUUCAGGCAUUUGGACUCGGCUACCCAAGUUUAUAAUAAAAAUCUGAUAUUUCCACUAGGAAUUCAGCCUGAUCAUGUUAUCCACAAAGAAAAGAAAAAGGGAAUCUUUAGCUCUAUGAUCAAAGGAAGCAAAGCAAAACAAGAGCCGGAACUAGAAUUAGAGUCUUCAAGAGAAAGCUUCGAAGAACUGUCCACAUUAUUUUCAGUGGCUAACUUUCCAUUGGAGAGUGAAACCCGAGAAAUUUCCCCUACAAAUGAAGAUGAGGUUGAAUUGGAUAUAGAUGAUAUCGACAUUGAUGGUCUAGAGGAGAAACCCAAAGGCAAUACUAUGAUGGCAGCACUUAACAAACAGAAACUUACGAGUAAAUUUAAUGCAUUUAAAGGUAAAUUGAAAGAGAUGAAUGGCAAAAAGGAGAAGGUGCAAGUGAAGGAAGAACCAAGAGAUGAGAAGACUGGUUCUGUAGAUCAAAUUAAAAAAAAAUAUGGAUUUAGCUUGACUGGCGAAACAAGUGCAGCUAAAAUGGCACAAAACAAGCUGGGUGAAAACAUAAGAAAGCUGAAGGGAAUCAACUUGAAAACAGCAGAAAUGCAAGACAAUGCACACACAUUCUCUUCGAUGGCAAAAGAGGUGCUGCGAACUGCUGAAAAGUGAACAUGACCGCCGAACCUCAUGAUAUAUCCUCGUGCAGGUCUUUUUUUAGAGUGUUUUUUUUUUUUAAGGAUUAUCAUAGAUAUUGUUUUGGAUCACAUACAAUGUAUAGCGAGAUCACAGUAAUUUCCUUUUUUAAGGAUUAUUUUCACUGUAAAAACUCAGUGUAUGUACAUGAUAGCAUUAUCAUAGCAUGAUGUAGAUUUCUUACAAAAAUUGCUACUUGUAUUGAAAUAACAUAUAAGUUCUUAAAAAAAUUUCGAAGGAA